Messenger RNA from Canariomyces notabilis, 807 nucleotides. Its product is annotated as NAD(P)-binding protein. The record is from RefSeq and is a predicted model, not a curated record. NCBI's taxonomy places the organism in Eukaryota, Fungi, Ascomycota, Sordariomycetes, Sordariales, Chaetomiaceae. Gene Ontology annotation, cellular component: mitochondrion. The transcript is spliced from 2 exons. The annotation marks the transcript as partial.
UACGAGUUCUCGGGCAUCGUAAUUUCAACGUCGCCUCGCUCGCCUCUGAAACCGGGAACCGAGGUUUACGGCAGGACGAAUUUCCGGCGUGACGGUAACGCCCGCACAUACACGGUAGCGACGUUCAACGAAAUCGCUGCAAAGCCAAAGACCUGGAGCUGGGCUCAAUGCGCUGCGGUGCCCAUCGGUGGUCUUGUUGCAUUCCAAGCCCUUUUUAGCUUCCCCUUGCUCUUUGAGCCGACGCUGGAAGGGUGGGGUCACGCGGCCGGCCUGGAUGGACGCAACAGCAAGGUUCAUUUGCUCAUCACAGGUGCUGCUAGCCCUGCUGGGGUUUGGGCUAUCCAGCUUGCCAAACUCGCCGGCGUCCACAGGAUCGUUGCAACUUGCAGUGCUGAGGACAUCCCUUUUGUCCGCAGUCUGGGUGCCAAUGUAGCCCUCGAUUGGGCCGAGGACGGCAAUUUAAGGGGAUGGUCUGCGGAGAGCGGCGGCCAGUUCAAUGCUGUCCUCGAUCUGAUGGGUGGCCAUACUUUGACCCGUGCUUGGAGGCUUGUUCGCGACGGCGGUAAAAUUGUUAGCGUCGCCCGCGAUACUGCGAGUGCGAGGCCCGCAGGAGCCAGCAACAGCGUCUUGCAUUACAACUUUGUUCUGGCAAACUGUCCAAGACAUUUGAAGACUAUUGCCUACCUUGCGGACACCGGGCACCUGAAACCCGUCUUGGAUCCUGAGGACAUUUUUGAGUUUGACGACUUCGAGGCCGCGCUGCAGAAGCUGCGGAACCACCGGCGCGGCCAAGUGGUCCUGCAGCUG